Messenger RNA from Populus euphratica (Euphrates poplar), 1523 nucleotides. RefSeq names its product sensitivity to red light reduced protein (SRR1) (gene SRR1). NCBI's taxonomy places the organism in Eukaryota, Viridiplantae, Streptophyta, Magnoliopsida, Malpighiales, Salicaceae. The transcript is spliced from 2 exons. Bases 588 to 1436 code for a protein of 282 amino acids. Gene Ontology annotation, cellular component: nucleus; cytoplasm. The record is from RefSeq and is a predicted model, not a curated record.
ACUGUACAGACAAACUAAUGGGAAAUAUUUCUUCGAUUCAUGUAUAAAAGCAAAAUCAAGAUGAGGAUGUAAGAAAUUUUGUCCCAGGUAAUUUUCCCUCUAGCUUUUGAUGGUUGGAAACCCUUAAAAAAAAGGGGUAAAACUCCAUUAUAAGCCCCACUUCCAAAGAAAGAAAGAGGGCAAAACUGGGUUUUUUCUUUCUACUAUCAUAACUGGUGGGCGAGUGGGAAGCAGGGACCACAAUCGCUACAAAAACAAUGCAAGAACAUAGAAGGUAAAAGAGAAGAACUAGCAGGGCCAGGUUCGUUAUAUUCGAUAUCCAAUCCAAGAGCCGCAGCCGCAGUUGACUGCCAUCGCAGCCACCGGUGGAUCGCCACUCUGUUGCCACACGUGGGAGAGUAAAAUACCUUGCUACUUGAAUCAUUCAUUACUUCAACAAAGAUUUUGGUAAAUGUGAAUGGGAAGCGUUUGCUGCUUCCCACAAGUCACUUGCUUGCUCCGUAGAUCAGCUUAUAAUUUUGCCUAAGGUGUACUUGACUUGCCAAAGUGAGGAUUUUGCAAGGACAAGAGAGGAUCAUUGUUCUAUAAUGGCAGAUUCUGCGAAACUCCCUGUUCCUGACAAGCACACCAAAAAUGAGGACUGGACAGUUGUGUUACCUCGUCGAGGUAAAAGGAGGAUAUGUUCCCGGAGAAAUAGUACUCCAGAAGCUAAACAGCAGCCAUGGGUGCCUACUGAGCUUGAAUCAGAUCCAGAUAGAGAAUUGAAGUUGAUACAAAAGAUGGAAACCUGUAUCAAGAAAGUUGAGAGCUCUCAAUUCUAUCAGAACUUUUUGGAGCUAGUCGAAAAUCCUGACAUCCUGAAUUCUUUUCACAAGGUUCUGGGCUUGGAACUGGAGAUGCCGAUGGUGAUAUAUGGAAUUGGCAGCAUUGAAUCAUAUGAAACCCCUCGAUUUCAGCUGAGCCUUGCAAUCUUGAUGAAGAGGAAGUUCAAUUGGAUUGGGGACGUGGAGGUUUUUGAUCCAAUUCUUUCUGCAACGGAAUCUCGGGUUCUGGAAUCCCUUGGUUGUUCUGUUCUAUCUGUAAAUGAGCAAGGUCGCAGACGGGCUACAAAGCCAACACUUUUCUAUAUGCCACAUUGUGAGGCAGAGUUAUACAACAAUCUCUUACAGGCAAACUGGGAAUUGGAACUGCUGAAUCAUAUUGUAUUAUUUGGAAAUAGCUUUGAGAUGUAUGAGUUCUUGUCAGAGAUUAAGAAGUCCUUUAUUGUUGAUUCAACAGGGCAUAUUUUGGCUGCUCGAAAAUUCACUGAUGAGCAUGUACUCAAGAUAGCUUCGGAUGAUUAUUUUGCUGCUUUCCAUGAUUCAAGCUGGCAUUUCUUCAGCCCUGCUCUUGAUACGGAGCUGCUGCUAGUUAAAAAUCAAUUUCUGUGCACGUAAUGUGCUUCAGAAACUGCAUCUUAUUUGAAACUUGAUAUUUUUUUGGAUAGUUCAAUGGAAAUGGUCAAAUUGUGUGUUUUUGCUGCA